CCUGGCCGCAGACAAUGACAAAGGCCAUCGCGGUGGCUGCACCAGAGGGUGCAACGAAACUGUUCCUGCUGCGAAGGCUAUUGUCCAAUGUUACAUUGGAUGUUGCUGCCAGGGAUCCGCAACCAAGUGCAGCCGUGUUCAGUACACUGCAAUAUUUGAAAGCAGUGAAAGCAGUGACUUGGAGCAGUUGACAAUUAACUAACACACAGUGACAGGUGGAAGCAUGAGGGCUGCAGGCACAACGGCUAGUCUCGUGAAGACCCUGAAGGAGGAGACUCAAGUGACCAGUGUUGCUGAUCUGCCACAAGGAAACCUGAAGACAGCAGUGGUGGUUGACGCAAUGCAUGCCAUACGCCACUGGUUAUUCAAGAAAGAUAAAACAUUCAGAGCCAUUGCUGAUCGCUACAAGCACUAGCUGCUGAAAGAUGUUCCUGCUGGCACAGGGAUCAUACAUUUCUGCUGUGACCGAUACAGUGAACAAAGCCUCAAAUCAGCAGAGCAGCAGCACAGGUACGGCCGAUCCAGACCAGCUAAGGUGUUUGAAGUCAGUGAGCAGUACCGAGCCCCAGACCCAGAAUUCUUCUCAGUAUCAGCCAACAAAGCUGAGUUUCCUGUGUGAGACGUGGACCGAGAGUGAACAGCUAGAUCCAGCACUCGGUUCAACUCGCCUUUACCUAAGCAGAGGAUUCAAGAAAGAAACCCUGAGUGUGCUGCUCACCGAAGGGUCCGCAACUGACGUCACUGCCUUGGAGUCUACACAGCAGGAGGCUGAUACAAGUCAUGCUAUAUACAGCGUUCAGAAUGAAGAUGUUGAGAGAGUGAUCAUCCACGGCAAUGACACGGAUAUUAUCAUCAUCUGUGUCUACUAUGCCACCACUAUUCUGAAAGAUCUUCCUGAACUGUGGGUGAGAACUGCCACGGAGAACUACCUACCCAUACACCAAAUGGCUGUGGCACUGGGACCUUCGCAGUGUCGUGCACUACCAUUUAUCCUCAGCCUGAGUGGAAGAGACACGACAAGCUAUCCUUUCUUCACUGGUAAGAAGACCUGGAUAAGCAGUAGCAAGACUACAGACAUAUCUAAACUUGAAGACUUUGGCGAGCAAGGUCAGCAAGACAUCACAUUGGAACUCAUCGACCAGGCACGCAAGCUUGUCAUCACUGUGUACUCUAACAAAGCUGAUGACUUCGAGGAGUGUGAUCAUGAAAAACUGAGGGUCUCAGGGUUCUCCCUACGUUGCGCAAACGGGGCGCGCGCGCCCCACGAGGCUUUUGUACAGCUCAUUGAAUUUGUAGUAACUGAGGUCGUAAACUGA
This is a messenger RNA of Priapulus caudatus, 1316 nucleotides long. RefSeq lists its product as uncharacterized. Lineage: Eukaryota; Metazoa; Priapulida; Priapulimorpha; Priapulimorphida; Priapulidae. The record is from RefSeq and is a predicted model, not a curated record. Bases 426 to 1316 code for a protein of 296 amino acids. The transcript is spliced from 3 exons.